This is a messenger RNA of Zasmidium cellare ATCC 36951, 2460 nucleotides long. RefSeq lists its product as uncharacterized. The record is from RefSeq and is a predicted model, not a curated record. The coding region runs from base 1 to 2460 and encodes 819 amino acids. Lineage: Eukaryota; Fungi; Ascomycota; Dothideomycetes; Mycosphaerellales; Mycosphaerellaceae. Gene Ontology annotation, cellular component: Dsl1/NZR complex. The transcript is spliced from 2 exons. Gene Ontology annotation, biological process: retrograde vesicle-mediated transport, Golgi to endoplasmic reticulum; endoplasmic reticulum to Golgi vesicle-mediated transport; regulation of ER to Golgi vesicle-mediated transport.
AUGGCAGUGGAAUCGCGGGUUCAGGACUUCCUGGACGACAAGCUGCAGUCUGCCGCCGACCUCGAAUCUAUCGACUCCCUACUGGAAAACGUCAAGGCUCAGCAAGAUCUCUUGAAGAAGCAGCUUCAUGAUGCCAGACGAGAACACGACCAAGCCGCCGAGGCCGCCAGAAAGCACACAGAGUCGAUCAAGAGCAAGGCCGAAGGAUUUCAGACAGAGCAGGAGGACAUCGACCGCAGACUUCUCAUUGUCACGCAGUCCGAUACCAGCGAUGAGGCGGUACAAAAGUUCGAUGCCAGCAUGGCGAGACUGCGCAAGUUGGACGUUACGGCUGGCUACGUUGAGCUCUUGAAGGAGGUGGAUGCACUGCGAUCAGACUGCACAUCCAAGCUGGGCAAAGACGAUGAUGCUGCGUUGGAACCAUACAAGCGGCUGCAGCACCUAGUCUCUGGCUUGACUUCUCUGCAAGAAGCAGCGGAGGGAGCAGCGCCGCACUUGGUGGAUCAUGUUGCGGCUUCCGUGCAAGACCUACGGGAGAACAUCCAGAAAUCAUUCUCGGACAACCUCGAAGCGACGUUGAAGAACAUGAACUGGCCCAAGUCUACUGAUCGGGUAGCCUUGGCGCUGGAGAAAGAGUGGGCUACCAAUGUUGGGCGGCUGCUGGACUUGCAAAAGCAGGAGCUGGAGGAUCGCGAACACGUCCCAAACCGUUCGCCUGAUGAAGACCCUCCGGCCUUGCUUCCAUUCGAGGUGCUUGCGCGUCCACUCGAACAACGAUUCACAUACCACUUCUCGGGCAACAAACCUACCAACCGCCUCGACAAGCCCGAAUACUUCCUCUCCCACACCACCGAUCUCAUCGCUAACUAUUCCGACUUCGUUCAGGACAACUUGCAACCAAUUCUACUCCGCCACUUCCGCCGAUCAGACCUUGCAUUCACGCCAGCCUAUAUCGAUGCGAUUUCGGCUUUCAUCACUGCUCUCAUCCCAAUGGUGAAGAACAAGGUCUCCAGCGUUGCACGUCAAGUGUCAAGCCAGCCCUCGCUGCUCAGCCAUCUGGUCCAAGAAGUCAUCCAGUUCGACACAACCAUCAAAGACUCCUAUUCUUACACGCCCAUAUCACCAUCACUGGAGUGGCGGGGUCUGUCUUACUUCUUGCUCGAUACAUGUGGCUGGUUCAGAGACUGGCUGUCGGCUGAAAGAGACUUCGCACUGCAGCGAUACCACGCUAUCGUCGAGACCCAGGAGUCUGGUGAGCUGGACUUUGAUGCAGUCUCAGCAGAAGCCUCCAAACCCACCAAGGCGGCGAUACGGGUCAAUGAUCUGCUGGAAACCAUUACUGAACGGUACCGUCACCUUGCGAGCUUCAGCCAGAAGAUUCGCUUCCUCAUCGACAUCCAAAUCGAGAUCUUCGACAUGUACUUUAAGCGGCUGCAGUCGGGUCUUGAUGCUUACAUCACUUUGACCUCUACUGUCGGUCGCACGAUGCAUGGGAUGUCAAAGGACGAGCAAGCUAAGGUCCAAGGUGUAAAUGGCCUUGACAGACUUUGCCGCAUCUUUGGCUCUGCUGAAUACCUUGAGCGUGCCAUGCGAGAUUGGAAUGAUGAUGUGUUCUUUCUGGAGCUUUGGGCGGAGCUUGACUAUCGGUCAAAGAACAGCCACCAAGCGAACCAGACUCUGGGCAGUUGGCAGGAAGUAUUGCAGAAGACCAGCUCUGCGCUGGGCAGCGAAACGGACAGCGGACUGGAGGGCGCUCUUUUUGACGAAACAGCGAGCAGCUACCGCAGAGUCCGUGUGCGGAGCGAGAAUGUGCUUGUCGAGACCGUCGUCUAUGACCUUCGGCAAGCUCUGAAGCCAUAUGGAUCCGUCGCUACAUGGUCCUCACUGUCUUCCAACGCCGCGGGCAGCUCUGUGACAUCAGAACUUGAUCCGACUUUGAACUUGCUGAAAGAAUACUUCGGCUUCUUGCGCAGAGCUGUUGGCAAGGCACCACUGCGAAGAGUCAGUCGACAAGUCUGUCACCUCAUCCAGAAUUUCGUUUGGGACAACGUCCUGACACGAGCGUCUUUCUCCACUGCCGGUGCAACGCAGCUAACAACAGACAUGCGGGCUGUCUGCUCCACCAUCGACCGUUUCGUGGCGCCAGGCCAGGCACAAAUAGGUAUGCGAAAACUGCUGGAGGGUAUCACUCUGCUCAGUCUUCCAGUUCGUGGGGAGAUCGAAAGAGUUCGGCCAGGAAGCUCCGGUGCUGACGAUGAUGAGGCCUCGGCCUGGGAAGAGUCUAAUGAUGCAAACUCAGCGACCGAGGAUGAUAGAAAGAUGAGUCUGUUCCAAGUCGAAAGGCUUGUGUUUCAAGAUAAUGAGAGUGCACGACAUGCACUCGAGCAGUUGGGCCUUGAGACUCUCGGUGAAGCCGAUGCCAGGGCUGUGUUGGGGAAGAGAGUAGAGCUUUCGAGCUGA